AUGGAUCUUUACGAUGAUCGUUGGAAAGACUUGUGGACCAAAGUUUUGUCCGCAUAUGAAGAGGAAGCUGGGCAUCCGCCGCCUGAGCAAUUGGACGAUCCAGAGUUGGAAGCUUUGCAGGGCUUGUUGCAUGCGGAAUUAGGCGGGCCAUUCACCAAGAAGUUCAAGCGUGCCCAGCCUAAAGCAAAAACGAAACGCACCUUGGAGGCUGUAAAAACAAAACUUCAAACUGAGACAAUGCGUUUCUGGUCCGAGGCCGAUGCAGAGGAUGCACUCCAAGAAGCAGAGUUGAUGGAACGUGGUGGCGACUGGCACGGAGCACGUGAGGCAUAUGCUAAAGCAAUGGUACUAAGUCCCGUGCGCCUGCUGGACACAUCCCUUCGAUUUGCUCAAUUGUUGCACGUCAUGGCAACUUCAGCUGAUGGAGAGCCGGAUGCAUGUGAGCAAGUUCUCCGACACGCGAUUUCAGGGGAUCCGGGUGCUAAUCCUGCUCAGCGACCCGUAUUAGCACGACUGGCCCUUCUCCUCCUCCAAGGUGGAAGGGAAGAGGAAGCUAUUCCGUUGUUGCAAUCUGCUGGAUACAAGUAUCGAUUGGCCUCUUGGGUUUGGCGAUACCCUGAGUUUAAAAUUCCAACCAGCGCAGCAGGAUUCCCAGGCUGUGUGUUCGAUGAUGCAUUGCCACCUAGUCAUCUGUACCACUUGCAGGAAUGGCUGGCGCCCGAGUCCAAAUUUUGGUCUGAGCACGGAUACAAUGAAGUUUGCGGCAGUGGUGAGAACGGCUAUUUUAGCUAUGUACAAGAUGUGGUCGGGCCAGAGCGAAACACACUGGAUGCAGUUAUCCGUCAUAUCUGGGAGUUUCUCAAGAAGGGAGACUAUUUCCCGGAUCUUGCCAAUGCUACGGUGGCGGAGUGGUGGGCACACAAGCGUCCUCACGCUUGCGGCCACCAAAUGCAUUAUGACAGUGACAAUGAGGGAAUUGGUGGGGUGCGCAACCCCAUUUGCAGCUGUGUGCUGUACGUAGUGGCACCGCCCGGAGUGGGUGGACCAACCCUUGUCACAGACCAGGCGCUGACCAAGGAUUCUUUAGGGAGCCAGGGAUGGUUUGUGUACCCAAGUGAGGGUCGUCUGGCAGCCUACGAUGGCACUUAUUUCCACGGAGUGAUUCCAGGUUGCGGUGUUGCUCCCAGUUCCAGCGACCAGCUGCGAAGGAUCACUUUCAUGGUCGCUUUCUGGCGCAAGAUUCAAGUGCGGCCUUUUGGCUCAGACGGGUUGGCAGGCAGCAGCCGUCCGGUACCUGACCCAGCGGAGGUUCUGAAGAUCGGGCAGCGCGAGUAUACUUGGCAUCAGGCAUUGUCUCUGCCUCUGAAAACUCCGCAUGAACAGCCAGACGAGUCAACACCUAGACAAGUUCCUUUGCCUGGCAAAGCGCCAGUCUGGGUUACGCUGGAAGGUGAUGCAGUGCCAGACGCGGUCCGCAAGACGAAAUACUCCAAGAAAGGUCGUCCACCUGCAGCGAUCCGACGAAAGGCGGCCAAGAUGCUGCGUGCAUCAUUUGACCGAUUUCGGGAGAUGGGAGCUAGCCCCAACGGCGCAGCUGCCAACGCUCUUCGGGAGCUUGCUGGCCUAGCUCCAAGACCAAGUGCCAGAACAUCCGAGGACAAUCUGCCGUCGCUGAAGCCGCCUGCUUCCUGGAUGGUGACGGCUUCGGAUUGCGAUAGCAUGGAGGCUGACAUUGCGCCCACGCUUCCUGACGAGGACACAAUGUCGGAUCAUGGUGUCCUGGAGGAGGAGGUUGCGGAAGCAAAGUUGGAGGUUGGCGCGGUCACGGCCAGAACCGGAGCCAAGCCAGGCAAAGCCAAAGCAGUUGACGGCAAGAGACAGACAUCCAGGAGGAAAGCGGAGAAGGCCAUGCAGCUUCUUGCGGGCUGUUGCGAGUCCACCCGGAAGCGCAUGCCUCCGUUGGAGACUUGGAGAAACGAGGCUCCCAGCAACAAGUCAGGGCAGAACCCAAAAGAAGACAGUGGCUUGGACAAGCAGCACAAGGAGCCUCGACAAAGCAAGGCUGGAGCUUCGAAGAUGGCCAAAGCCAAGGCCAAGGCCAAAGCCAAGGGAAGUUCCCGGACCAAAGCUGGCAGCCCGAAGCUUUGGGAGGAGGAUGCCAGCCCAUCACCCAGAGCAAAGAGGGCCCCAAGGAAGGAUGCAAGAGAGGCAAGGGCCAACGAGACCCCCAACAGGCAGAAGCCCUGGACUAGAGAGGAGGAAGCUCCUUUCGCAGCUGACCGGGAGCCAAGCCCCGCUCGAGGCAAGGGCCUGCUUGGUGCCUUGGAGGCGGGUCGGAUGAGGAGCCUGGCGCGCCCUCUCUCAGCCUUCGCCGAUGCUCCUUCGCUCAACGGAUUCAAGGGAAAGCCCUCCUUGGCCCGCCUUGCCGCAGAGGCGGCUGCUGCAGUCGGUAAUGGCCCCAAGCCAGAAGCCAAGGCCCGAGCGUCCACCAGGAGGGGCGUGAGCAAGCGUGCUGUUGGAUGA
Molecule: messenger RNA, 2523 nt
Organism: Symbiodinium pilosum
Lineage: Eukaryota; Dinophyceae; Suessiales; Symbiodiniaceae
Source: the annotation of a GenBank genome assembly